This is a messenger RNA of Parasteatoda tepidariorum (common house spider), 734 nucleotides long. RefSeq lists its product as uncharacterized. NCBI's taxonomy places the organism in Eukaryota, Metazoa, Arthropoda, Arachnida, Araneae, Theridiidae. The record is from RefSeq and is a predicted model, not a curated record.
GAGUAAUUUUGAGAUGAAUGGAAUAUAUAAAGAGAAGUGAGAGUGAAAUUUUCUGACAGUACACUUUCACUUCUUUCCAAAAGCAUUUGAUUGCUUUCAUCGCUGAAAGGAUUGCUUCGUUGAAUUUUUUUGAUUCAUAUAUUUUUCAACCAAAGCUUUAAUCUACAAUGAAGCCUAGGAUUGUGUGCGUUUGUGUCGCUUUCUUGUUCUUGACAGCUCUUCUAAGCCAAGAAGUUCACGCUGGCCAUAAAAAUAUGAAAAAACUACUUGCCGCAGGAUUAAUCGCCAAAGCUCUAAAACCAAGGUUUAUUCCUCUGCCAAUUCCUAUUCCAUUCAAACUAAAAAUUAAAAAAGGAGAAAAAAUUGUUCCUUACCCAGUAAAAUCUUAUGGCGGUGGUGGUGGAUAUGGUGGAGGAAUGGGUGGUGGAUAUGGUAUGGACAUGGGAGGCUAUGGUAUGGACAUGGGUGGAUAUGGAGGAGGCAUGAUGGGAGGUGGAUAUGGAGGAGGAAUGAUGGGAGGUGGAUAUGGAGGCGGCAUGAUGGGAGGUAUGAUGGGUGGUUACGAUUAAUUGCCAAAAUAAAUAGUACAUUCAUCUCCUCUAUAGCUCAGUGUUAUGCCUCAUCAUGAAAAAUUCAUUAUAAAUUCAUCAAAGUGCAAAGACUGUAUAUAAAUAUUCAUAUCAUUGUGAUCCAAUUGUACAUAUGUUUGUAUGGAAUAAAGAUGUUUUAUUUAA